Messenger RNA from Seriola dumerili (greater amberjack), 1368 nucleotides. RefSeq names its product ceramide synthase 2-like (gene cers3b). Gene Ontology annotation, biological process: ceramide biosynthetic process. The record is from RefSeq and is a predicted model, not a curated record. The transcript is spliced from 10 exons. Lineage: Eukaryota; Metazoa; Chordata; Actinopteri; Carangiformes; Carangidae. Gene Ontology annotation, cellular component: membrane. Bases 1 to 1122 code for a protein of 373 amino acids. Gene Ontology annotation, molecular function: sphingosine N-acyltransferase activity; DNA binding.
AUGUUGCAGACAGUUGGUGGGUGGCUGUGGUGGGAGCGUCUGUGGCUGCCAGGGAAUGUCUCCUGGUCUGACCUGGAGGACAGUGAAGGUCGUGUCUAUGCUAAAGCCUGUCAACUUUACGCUGCUCUGCCCUGCGCCCUCUGCCUGCUUCUAGUCAGAUUCUUGUUUGAAAGAUACCUGGCCACACCAGUGGCUAAUGUUUGGGGAAUCAGGGACAGGGUACGUCUGACAGCAGAACAAAACCCCAUCCUAGAAAACUACUUCUGCCGCCAAGCACGAGUUCCAUCACAGGCUGAUGUGAGGUCUCUGUGUAAAAAGACGAGUUGGCCAGAAAGAAGAGUUCAAGUCUGGUUCAGGAGGAGGAGGAACCAGGAGCGACCUGGGCUUCGGAAGAGGUUCUGUGAGGCCAGUUGGAGAUGCGUGUUUUAUUUAUUUGCAUUUGUCGGUGGAGUCCUAGCUCUCUAUGAUAAACCUUGGCUUUAUAACCUGAAGGAGGUUUGGGAAGGCUUCCCUAAACAGUCCAUGCUGCCAUCUCAAUACUGGUAUUACCUCUUGGAAAUGGGAUUCUACCUUUCUCUGCUCCUUAGCCUCUCAUUUGAUGUUAAACGGAAAGACUUCAAAGAGCAGGUGAUUCAUCAUAUAGCCACACUGACUCUUCUCAGUUUCUCCUGGAUUUCAAACUACAUCCGUAUUGGAACCAUUGUGAUGGCAGUUCAUGACUCUGCUGACAUACUGCUGGAGGGUGCAAAGGUAUUCAACUACGCCAAGUGGCACAAGACUGCCAACGCCAUAUUUGUAGUGUUUACAGUUCUCUUUAUGUUGACAAGGCUUGUCAUUUUUCCUUUCUGGCUGAUCCACUGCACAUGGGUGUACCCGCCGGAGAAGUUUCCUCCCUUCUUUGGCUACUACUUCUUCAACGUCAUGCUGUUGCUUCUACAGAUACUACACCUCUACUGGGCUGCUCUCAUUUCACGAAUGUUUUAUAAGUGUAUCUUCAGCAAGCUUGAGGGCGAUGACAGGAGUGAUGAAGAGGAGGAUGACAGUGACUCACCGAAGGAAAGAAACCACAAACUGAGUCACAUGAAUGGCUCUGGAGCCAGAGGCCGAGCCAAUGGCCACUGACACAGACAGACAGAAACAGAGAAAAAGGAAAAUGGAUAGAAGAAACAUGGACGGAUUCAGUCUGGACUGCAGCAGUUAGAGCCUAAUUGCAUAUAUUACACACUCUUGAGCAGAGAAUAUUGUAUUUAUAGCUACCGUGGAUUAUACCUAAAUUGACUGGAAGAUAUAUGGUUUCUGGAAUUCACUGAGUUCAGAACUUUUAACAGCAUAUUAUUUUGUUCUACUCAUAAUUUAAAAAAUAGACGA